UAAUCAGAAAACUUCACGGAAGUAAGUGAUUGCCAGUGAGGAAGUGCGCGCUGUAUGAUGAAACUCAAAGCAACGUAUUUUACACUGCUAAAAUUAGAGAAUCAACGAAAGUACAAUUUGAAUUUGUAACUGACUUCGGAAGCGUUUUACAAAAAAAAAAAAGAAAACAAAAAAAAACUACCUAAAACGGCUUCCCAGUUAAGAAAAGUGGCCAAGUGAACUGCGUCACCAGUAAUUGAGUGGUAAUCAUUUCAAGAAUUUGACUUCAUUUGCAACUUAUUGAAUGGGAAACAAAAUGAAGUUUCUAAUUGCAACGUUUGUUUUUUAUCUUCUGGUAAUGUACGCCGAGAGCUGGAACGACGGAGGGAAUGUUUUGCUUCGAGAGAUUCAAGUCAUCACUCUGUAUAAAGGACGACAUACAAAUUCCAGACGGACCAGUCCUGUGCCACAGCUGCAGUGCACUGGGGGGUCAGCUGGAUGCCUGGCUUUUGUUCCAGAAGUAGUGCAAUGCCAGAAUAAAGGCUGGGAUGGCUUUGAUGUGCAGUGGGAAUGUAAAACUGACAUGGAUAAUGCUUACAGAUUUGGAACCAUUGAAGUUAGUUGUGAGGGAUAUAAUUAUCCAGAUGACCCAUAUGUUCUAAAGGGAUCAUGUGGACUGGAGUACACCCUUGAACUAACUGAGCAUGGCACACAAAGCAGGAAAAGUUCCUAUGGCAGUGGGGGCUUUGGUUCAGGUUAUUUUCAGGGUUCAUCAAGCAACAUCAAUUCCCAGACGUCUGGUGAUGCAAGCAGCUUAAUUGUCGUUGCAGUACUACUGCUGUUUGCUUAUGGUGUGUAUAAAAUGUUUUUAUGUGGGCCACUACAAGGACAACAGCGGUUUCCUAAUGAUGACUAUCCGAACACCCACACACACGAUUACCAAAGUGGAACUCAUACAAUGGGUCCUCCACCUCCUGGAUUCAAACCUGAUUACAUGGGCAACACAGGCGACAGAAGUAAUGCAGGCUACACAGGUGCCUCAGCUGGAUUUGGAAGCACCAGUGAUGGAUAUGGUUUUGGUAACAACUUUGCAAGACCUCACGGUACUGAUAAUUCCAGACCAGGAUUUUGGACAGGGAUGGGUACAGGGGGUGUAUUAGGAUAUCUGUUUGGAAGUCAAAGAUCCCAUACAAAUACUGGUACAAGGAAUACAUGGAAUUCAACCAGUUUCCCCACUAAACCAGCGGGAAACACUGGGACAAGGACAGCGUCAGGUUUUGGAGGAACCAAAAGAAGGUAAACCUGAAGAUAAAAGAAAAUAGACUUGCAACAUGCAAAAUAAAUGGUGCCUCUCAGCAAACCAGAGGUACUAUUCACAGUUGUAGCUCUUGUGGAUUGAUUUUAAAUAGUUGUUCAAAAGGUUUACUAAAUUCUCACUUGAGGUUGUUUUUAUUAUUAUUGUUAUUAUUCUUUCAUCACUUACCCUAUGAUUAAAUUUCAAUUAAGAUGCCAUUAUCCUUACUUUUAAUGACUACCACUACUAUCAGUGUGUUACACUUGCCAUUUGUGUUGUUAUUUGGAAUGUUUUCAAAGCUACUAAAAGUAUAGAGGUGCCAGAAAUAAAAUGUAAUCUCUAUAUGUACUUUACUGGUGUGCUGUUUUGUGUAGUUAUCUUUCCAAACCUGUUAGAGCGGUGGUGUAGUUUUGAGAGAUUUUCUAGACCAGCAGUUCCCAAAACAGGUAUUUUCUUAAAUAUCAUCUGCAUAACAAUAUUCUUACAAGUCCCUUAUUGUUUUUUUGUUAUUGUUUUCUGGACUUUAUUUUCACCUGGGUGUAGAUAAUGAAACACAUCACACUCUGAAGUACACAUGGAGUUCAUCUUACCUGUAAUACAUUAAAAAUAAUAACUUGGUACAAAGUAAUAUGUUAAGAUUUCAGUAUGAAUUACAGGCUUUGUUUUU
Molecule: messenger RNA, 1940 nt
Organism: Polyodon spathula (Mississippi paddlefish)
Lineage: Eukaryota; Metazoa; Chordata; Actinopteri; Acipenseriformes; Polyodontidae
Gene: saraf
Product: store-operated calcium entry-associated regulatory factor
Exons: 6
Coding region: 284-1279 (331 amino acids)
Biological process (GO): regulation of store-operated calcium entry
Cellular component (GO): endoplasmic reticulum membrane
Source: RefSeq, a predicted model, not a curated record